Durusdinium trenchii is the source of this 3846-nucleotide messenger RNA. The record is from the annotation of a GenBank genome assembly. Lineage: Eukaryota; Dinophyceae; Suessiales; Symbiodiniaceae.
AUGUCGAUGCCCAACCAGGCCGCAAUAAUCGCAGCGGCAGAGCAGAAACUUGGAGAGGCUCUUUUGCCGCGAUUGGUGCAAAGCCUUUGGCAGUUGCCCUGUGGCUUUGUGGAUGCAGGACUCAAGGUGCUCGCUGCGAAACCAGCAGGACCAAAGGAUACUGCUGGCUUUGUCCCUGCAACUACUGGGGACUCGUUGCUGCAGCUGUGCUGCACAGCCUGCCAACAAAAAGCUUUGUGGACUUUCCUGGAAGCAAUCAAUGGCAUGGCAAACUCUUCCUGCCAGCGAGUAUUGUCGUUGACUGGGCGACGUGGACGGGGCAAGUCCUCAGUAGCCGCGCUGGGUAUGGUGGCUUUGCUCCAACGAAGGAUAUCUGUGGUGGUCACCGGGCCGGGAUCCAACAGUAUUCAAGGCAUGUUCCGCUUUGCUGCCGAUGUCUUGAAGGAGGCCCAGCCAGAACAUGUCCAACUCCGAAGCCUGAUGUCGGGAAGAGCGCGUUUCCUCGAAGCGGAGACAGUGCCAGGAUAUGUGACUGCCUUGUCCUGCGUUGAUGAUGCACCGGUGCUCAUUGUCGACGAGAUGGCAUCGUUAGCAAUUCCUACCCUGCACCAGCUGCUCUCAUCUCGGGCUCCCUUGGUGUUGUUGCUCGGCACUUUAUCAGGGGCAGAAGGCACUGGCGCAGCUGUACAGGAAAAGGUCUUCAAAGAGCUCGGGGCUGAUUCUGCAGAGGCCUGUCACCAUGCCACUUUGCCACCGGGAGUUUCAAAACGACAGUUCGUGAAGCUUUCCCUCCAAGAAGCAGUUCGGUACAAACCUGGGGAUCCUGUGGAGAGCUGGUUGGAUUCUUUGCUUUUCCUUGACAUGCCUUCGCCUCCCACAGAUCCCAAAGCUUACGGCACUGUGGGAGCGGCGCGCCUCAUGGAAAUAGACACAGGCUCCAGCAAUCCACUUCUGGCUUCUGUAAUGGGCCUGUUGCGGGGCCAUUACAGAACUUCACCAAAUGACCUGGCACGCCUUGUCAGCGAUGCUCAUAUUAGGACCUUUGCUUUGGUGGCCAAUGGUGGUCAAGGACCCCCUGCUGUAGCCGUGGUUGCCAUUGAAGAGACGCCUGAGCGGCUUGGGAAAGGCACUGCCAAGGUCCACCAGACUCACUUGCUGGCACAUGGUGUAGAAAAGGAGUAUCGCCAUUUAGCUCUCGCACGGCUUUCGGGCCUGCGACCGUGGCGUGUAGUAGCAGCACCUGCACUUCGUGGAAGAGGAUUUGGGCAGAAGGCUUUGGAGCUGUUGGAGGCACAUGCCAGGGAUGCCUUUACAACAGGGUGUUCAGCGGCAAGAUUUGACUGGCUAGGGGUUUCCUUCGGCCUCACUGCGCAGCUUUUCCGCUUCUGGUCUCGUGCGGGCUACCGUCCGGUCGUCAUGUCAAACACACCAAAUGACCAGACGGGUGAGAUGUCUAUCAAGAUGCUUCUUCCGAUCAGUGCAGCUUUGCAACGGGCAUUGCCAGCGAUUAUGCCACUGUUUGGCACGUCCUUCUACCGAAGGCUGCCAACUUGCUUCCGUCAUUUGGAUCCAAUGCUGGUGGUGGAGAUCUUGGCGCUGUGCCCAGCGGCAAAUUCAGGCACCUGGCAAGCCUCAUCUUUGGAAGCUUCCAAAUUGGAAAAGUUGGCAACAGCCCGCAAGCCAGUUGAAGAAGUUGCACGAAAUUACGAUGUGUUUGCUUGCUUGGCCUCAGCAUAUUUCUUUGGAUGCCUGGCUGGCUUGCGCUUUUCAAAGACAGAAGAAGCUGCCUUGUGUGCCAUUGGCGGGCAGAUGCUGAGUCUCGCAGAGGCUGCAGAACGGUUGGGCCGUGGUGCCCAGCCUGGGGACCGGCAGAAUGAUGUGGCGGCACGUCUGCGGACUGUUGCCAAGGAGAUCUCUUUGCACAUAGGUGCCUUGGACGUUGAGUGCUUGCUCACUAUCGCCCCGCGUGAGCAGGUGCUGCUGGAGCGAAGCCAAGCGCAUUGUGUGGCACAGUUGUGGCUUCCACCCCUUCUGGAGCUGCGCAGCGAGGUACACAUCCACUUACCAAAACCAUAUGACACCGAUUUUGACCAUGACCUUGCAGAAUUGGCGAACUAUGCAACCCAUGACCUGCACGUGCAAGAACCGCACUUCAGCAUGUUGGUGAGUGGCGUGAAGCGCUUUGAGGUGCGCAUGGCCAAGAGACGCUUCAAUUGCAUUGAAGCGAGGAGCUAUUUCCGGCUUCAGCGUGCUUCGCCCCCACAAACAGCCAUGUUGAAAAUUUUGCGGGUAAGCCACUAUGGCUCGGUGGAAGAAGCUUUGACGAUUGAAGGCGUAGACAAAAUACUGCCAGGGACCACAACGUUGGCAGCAGGUCUCAGCACGUUUCAGCAGCUUUAUGGUGCUUCAGACAUGAGCCAAGGUGUUGUAGUUUUCGAGCUUGAGCCAACAGAGAAGGGUGCUCAGGCUCGGCGAGCAACCACGCUGCCCAUUUUGCACAGCACUGCAUCAGUGUCUACGAAGCAGAAGGUGCAGGAACAGCUGCGAGUUCAAGCUGAAUGGCGCUACCCUACCAGCGCCAAGGGAUGUGGGGAACUGAAACUUGAAGCGCGGUGGGACACAUUCCUCGGUGAGGUGAGACCAAGUUGGUGCUUGGAAGCCACCGCCUUUUGUGUUUUGGGUGAGCAGACUUGCUCUUUGCCUUUUGACGAGGAAUUGGAAUUUGUUUUAGACCUGGGAGAUGCAAAACCUCGCUGGAGCCAAGUGAAGGUUUGCUUCACUGUUUGGGAUGAAGUGGUGCUUCGCACCGCCCGAAACGCGUUCUUUGGUCAAACAUGGCUUCCUUCCCUCACAGAGCUUGGAGGGGAACCCCAAACGCUGGAGCUUCCUCUACUGCGAUCAGAGGGUGAGGUCGUUGAGGUUGGUGACCUGUCACUGGAAGCGACUUGGCAAUACCCUGCAGGCCCUGCAUCUGACGAGUCGCAGGGUUGUUUGAGUCUCAGAAGGCUGGCUGUGGGUGGAAUGAAUGGGCCGGCAUACUUGGUCGUGCGGGUGCUACAUCAAAGCAGUCGAGGAAUUGAAGGAUGUGGCACCAGGCACUUAAAUCUCAAUAUUGGUACAAAACCAUCGCAAAUAAAAGCUCAAAAUCCAGCACGGCUGGACAGCAAGACGUGGCCUCCAUUGAAAGUGGUCACACCAAGGCCUCCCAAGAGCCCACUUCGCUUUGUGGUGCCCAGCAGCUUGGUGAAACUUGGCCGACGACUGCGCUUUAUCGGUUUUGAUACUGCCCUUGUGGACAGUAUCUCAGAGGCAUCGGUCACGGCGGAGUCUGAGAAGCGAAAGAUGAUUUUAUUGGAAGGCUCCCGAACGGGAGCGCUCGGCACUGUUUGCACAGUGCCUCGAAGCUCGUUGGAGAUCCAGCUGCAGCACAUCUUGGAUCACUUUGGUAUUUUGCUGGAUCCUGCUUUGAUGGCUUCACGCUGUGCAGAGUGCAACGCUGACAAGUUCCGACUAGCAAGCGCUUGGGAAGCUGCAAGUGAGUUGCAUGCGAGCACAGUGGAGCGCUAUUCAGAGUUCUGGCGCUGCUGCAACUGCCGCAAACUAUAUUGGGAGGGCGGUGCUUGGUGCCGUUCGAUGCGCGCCCUAGGUUCCACGCCCUUGGGGCCUGACACUGGAAAAAGAGCGGACGGCAUGCCAUUUGCAAAAUGGAUAAACUGCCAGGUACAACAGAAUUUCAAAGGUUUUGUUUUGGUUGAGCUGCGUUUGCGAUUUUGCAAUCCUCGUAUUCAAGAGGACCCAAGUCAACAUGUUUGCAAGGUGCUGCCUGCCUUUUUGCAGGCCCCGUAA